UAGUAUCCUGCGUCUAAUAUUACCCUUGGCUGCUGCUCUUCUUAUUCCGACUUACUCGUUCCUGCUUUUCACUUUUCCAACUUCAAGAUACCCAUAAACACAUCAAGAUAUCAUAGAAAGAAGUAUCUUUCUAUCCCGUUUUCUCGUCAGCGCCCGUCAAAACUCACCUUGCGACCGGUGGACCAGCGUCCCCAUAUAUUGCAAUCAAGGCGAACGGAUUUGGACAGGAGGGAUCAGGAACAAGUUGCUCUAAAGCAAGACCAAAAAUCCGAGUAACGAGGCCGAGGAGCACAGCUCGGGGCAAAUACAGCUCGAGAUUCGAGAUUCGAGGAUCGUCGGCGGGAACACACAAACUCACCUCCCGAGGUCAUACGCACGCGCGCACACACAAACACAAUGUUCACCUCAACAUUACUAGCGCUCCUCAGCGCAGCAACACUCUCAACAGCACACACCGUCCUCACAUACCCCGGAUGGAGGGGUGACAACCUCAUAACAAAUGAGACUUUCCCAUAUGGCAUGCAAUGGAUGUACCCUUGCGGCGGCUACCCAACAACAACAAACCGCACCUACUGGCCCACGACAGGCGGCGCCGUCGCCUUCCAGCCGGGCUGGUUCCAGGGCCACGCCACGGCCUUCCUCUACGUCAACAUGGGCUUCGGCACCGACGGGCCCGGCGGCGGGCCCAUGAACAUGAGCUUCCCCAUGGUCCCGCCCUUCCAGAUCCUCGGGCCCUCCAAGAACCCCUACCCGGGCACCGUGUGCCUGCCCCAGGUCCCGCUGCCGGCCAACACCACGGUCCAGCCGGGUGACAACGCCACCAUCCAGGUCGUCGAGCUCGCCGUGCAUGGUGCCUCGCUCUUCUCCUGCGUCGACAUCACCUUCGUCGAGCCGGGCGACAGCCGCCUCGCCCCCGUCAACGAGACAAAUUGCUUCAACAGCAACGACAUCGGCUUCGCAGACGUCUACACCAUCGUCACCCGCGAGUCCGGCGCCGACCCGGUCGACCCGGUCGACCCCCGCGCCGCCGCCUCCACGUCGGACGCCUCCGAGACCCUCUUCUGGUACUUUGGCCGCCACAACUCGCACACCGCGUCCGUGUGGAAGAGCGCCCUCGGGCUGGCGCCCGUCGCGCUGGGGGUGGCUUGGGCUCUGCUCUGAGCGGGCGGCUUGUUGCCGGGGUUCUUCCCUCUUAAAUGACUUGUCCUUUUUCUUUUUUUGGUCGUGUGGCUAUCUGGUGGCUGGUUUGGAAAGUGGCGUUCUGGGGCGCUGGGACGGGAAGGCUUAUGAUAUCACUGCGGCCACAUCAUGCCUAUGAACAUUCGGGAAAAAGACCCUGGAUUUAUAUUUUUAAUGCAAUAACACAAAUACAGUACGUGCUAAGG
Messenger RNA from Diaporthe batatas, 1385 nucleotides. RefSeq lists its product as uncharacterized. NCBI's taxonomy places the organism in Eukaryota, Fungi, Ascomycota, Sordariomycetes, Diaporthales, Diaporthaceae. The coding region runs from base 397 to 1161 and encodes 254 amino acids. The record is from RefSeq and is a predicted model, not a curated record. The transcript has 3 exons.